Panicum virgatum (switchgrass) is the source of this 1618-nucleotide messenger RNA. Its product is annotated as homeobox-leucine zipper protein HOX5-like. The record is from RefSeq and is a predicted model, not a curated record. Gene Ontology annotation, molecular function: DNA-binding transcription factor activity, RNA polymerase II-specific; sequence-specific DNA binding. Gene Ontology annotation, cellular component: nucleus. The transcript has 3 exons. The coding region runs from base 514 to 1344 and encodes 276 amino acids. Lineage: Eukaryota; Viridiplantae; Streptophyta; Magnoliopsida; Poales; Poaceae. Gene Ontology annotation, biological process: positive regulation of DNA-templated transcription.
AAACGCUCUCAACUUUAGCCGCAAAAUUCAGCCAAAAAAGUUCCAAAUAAAAAAGGAAGGGGAAAAAAACACUAGGAGCGGCAUCCACCACCGGAGCUCCUAUCGGCCCAUCCCUCUGUGUCAACCCCCUCCGGAAAAAAUUUAUUUGCAAUCCAGUCCCUGGCCGGCGGCCCUUGCAGCGGCUCCCGCUCGCCGGAGGAAUCCACCCGUCUCCUUGCUCUGCGGCGGGGUCAUGGGGUUCUCGCUGUACCCCAUGAAGACGUCCACGCGCGUUCUCUGGAGCACCAGCUUCUUCCGCCAUAAGCUCGCCUCCUCCUGCUGCUUCAUCUGAGCCAGCCCAACACCGCCCUCGAUCGCCUCGGCGGCGGCCGCUGCUGCGCGGAUUUUCAAAGCAGGCGUUUAAGAGUGUGUGUUUGUGUGCGCGCGUUUGCGUUUCAAGAUUGGGUUUUGUUUCGUUCUUUGGGAGGAAGGGGCAAGGAGAAGGAGAGGGCAAGAAGAAGAACAAGAAUCAGCAUGGAUCCGGGCCGCGUCGGCGUCGACUCGGGCGGCGCGCGGCGGGGCGGCGGCGGGGGCGGCGCGCAGAUGCUGCUCUUCGGCGGCGGGGGCAGCGCCAACAGCAACGGCUUCUUCCGAGGUGUUCCGACGGCGGUUCUGGGCAUGGACGACGCGGCGCGCGUGGGCAAGCGGCCGUUCUUCACGACGCACGAGGAGCUCCUGGAGGAGUACUACUACGACGAGCAGGCGCCGGAGAAGAAGCGCCGGCUGACGGCGGAGCAGGUGCAGCUUCUGGAGCGGAGCUUCGAGGAGGAGAACAAGCUGGAGCCGGAGCGCAAGACCGAGCUGGCGCGCCGGCUGGGGAUGGCGCCCCGCCAGGUGGCCGUCUGGUUCCAGAACCGCCGCGCGCGCUGGAAGACCAAGCAGCUCGAGACCGACUACGACCGUCUCAAGGCUGCCUACGACGCGCUCGCCGCCGAUCACCAGGGCCUACUCGCCGACAACGACAGCCUCAGGGCACAGGUAAUCUCCCUGACAGAGAAGCUGCAAGGCAAGGAUACAUCCCCAUCGGCGACCAUCACUGCCCAAGAGGUUGACCAGCUGGACGAGCACACUGUGGCGUCAGGCACUGAGAAGCUGCUGGUGCAGCUCAAGGACGACCACCUCAGCAGUGGCGACUGUACCGGCCACGGUACCCUCUCAUCUGAGGAAGAGGACGGUGGCGUGAUCAGCGAUGAGGUAUGCAGCUUCGACCUUCCAGAUGCCUUGUUCGCUGCUGUUGGGGUCACCCAUCGUGGCGCUGAGGAAGCGCAGCUGUGCAACUGGAACUCCUGGUUGUGGAACAACUGAUCAUCGGUGGAUGGCUGGAUGGAUCCAUGCCCCAUGUGCGAAGGAGCAAGUUCUCCCCUGGUUUCGACCCUUUUCUGUACCGUAUAAUUACUGUGUUAAUUAUGUUCCGCCAAAUGUUUUUGUGUGAUGAAACAGAACUGGUGUUGUAAGUUUACGUUUUUGAAGAUUUUAUGUGUUCACAUAUAAUAAUAUGUUUUGAACAUGAGAGUUGAAAGGUUGGAUGAGUGGACAUGUUGACUUGUUGUGCAAUAGCAGGCCUAUUGUUUUGUUUCAA